UCCUGUGACUCACCGCGAGUAUAAAACAAGAUCCGAUGCUGCCACUACAACCAAUUUGCCUUCUAAGCACUGCAGAAGAAAGGAUACACUGUAACAGAUUCUACAAGACAUUUUUGUAAUUAUGUGUUCAUCAUUAUUAUUGAUGUUCUGCGUGGCGUUUUCGGCGCUGUCCAGCGCCAGAGGAGCCCCGACUCGCUCUGCUGAGGUGAAUUUCUCGAAGUGUAGAGCGCUGUCCAUCAAACUCAAUGAGAUGGCGAGAGAUUUAUACAACACGGUUGAGUCUCCAAACAUUUCAAGUAUCAUUGAUGACCCUCCAGUGUCUAUAAGACCGAUUGACACAUGUGACCCACUGAGCCUCCAAAGCAACAAAGAGACUUGUCAAUCAAGAAUUGUUCUCGCUCUGAAAAACUACACCAGGAUUUUCCACAAGAACGGUGUGUUUAAGAAUUCAGCUUGCAGUAAGUGGAGAGAGCGUGCCAACGAGAUCGCAGACGUUACCGGAGACCUGCUGCGCAUGCUUAAGGAACCAGCCAUCCACCAACCUCAGACAACAGUUAACACAAAUCACAACGCUCUGUGCCGGGACAGCGUGGAAAGGCUCUAUUCCUUUUCUAUCAUAUCUGCACGCGUCUUCUCAUUUCUGGCAUCCACAGAAGCUCCUAAAGUUGAGAUGAAACAGUGUUAGAUUGAGAGGAAGGAGACAGAUACAUGUCAGUCGUGAUCAUGUUGGUCGAAACCUUCAAACAGCUUUUGCUGCUUCUUCAAAGGUUCUCCUGUG
This is a messenger RNA of Cyprinus carpio (common carp), 778 nucleotides long. RefSeq lists its product as uncharacterized. Lineage: Eukaryota; Metazoa; Chordata; Actinopteri; Cypriniformes; Cyprinidae. The record is from RefSeq and is a predicted model, not a curated record.